UAAUGAGCAAUCCUAUCAUUUUUUUAUUUUGAUAAACCAUCUUAACCUAUAGUCGAGUUUGAACUGAACGUUAGUUAUUUCAUUCCUUUUAGAUAGAAAAAAGUAACACAGAAUAUUGUUGAAUUAUGACAACUAAAAACAAAAAUCCCUCCAUGGCAUGGAACUUAGAAUAAAUACGUUAUAAAUGGUUCUAAAACAAACAAAAAACAAAGAAAACCAAAAUUCUACCAAGUAUGUUGGUACACUCUGAGGUUGUGGCAGGAGGAUUACUUUGAUAUCAAGAGUCUGAGACCUGCCCACGCAACACAGUAAGCCCCCAAUCACAAUAAAAAUAAAAAACAAAUAAAAAUAAAAUUUCAACAUAUUUUUCCUUGGACUAGAUUAUAAGAAAGAAUGAUUAUAUCUCCAAUCAUCACUAAAAAUCUUCAUUGAUGAGUGCAUAAUCAGAAAACACAAUACAUUUACAGGGCGUUGAAUAGGCAAUUAAUGAAUAUCGCCACCUUAAAAACUUGUAUUACUCAUGUAUUUCUCAUUCUCUAGUAUGUUAGCCCUCUUAGCAAGCAAGUAAAUUGAGGAACUAUGAAGCGAGUUCUAGUAAAACUCUUGCCUUAACACAAUUGAGAUGACCUACGAAGAGACUUUAGGAGCCAACAAGCUGGUUCAAACGGGCACAAUGACCAUUUAAAGAGAAAAACCGACAUCGACACUUGGCUUUUGUUCUACCUGUCUGCUAAAAUCACAAGUGAAUAGCUGGAGGGUACCGCUAGGGGGCAACAACACUCAGCGGCUUUGCCAGCGUUAGCACAUAGGGGCGCUCCCUACCUCCCUUUCGUUCAUCCCAACUUCCGCCGGAAGCGACUCGGGCAGUUGUUGUUCUCUUGUAAUUGGGCUCUGGUUUUGUGGUAGUUCGUCCUCUACCCCCUCCCCUAGCGGGUGAGGUUACAGCGACGGGCUGGAGAGGCAAAGUGGAGUUAAGACACUGGGAGCGAGAUGGACAUCCUGAAGUCAGAGAUUCUGCGGAAGCGGCAGCUGGUGGAGGACAGGAACCUGCUGGUGGAAAAUAAAAAGUACUUCAAGCGGAGUGAACUUGCAAAAAAGGAAGAGGAAGCUUAUUUUGAAAGAUGUGGCUACAAGCCUAUAAGUGAGAAGCCUUCUGGAGAGGUACAGCCAAAAGAGGAUGACCAGAAACCACUAACGUCAUCAAAUCCAGUGCUGGAACUUGAACUAGCAGAGGAAAAGCUUCCUAUGACUCUUUCUAGGCAAGAGGUCAUCAGAAGACUGAGAGAGAGAGGAGAGCCAAUGAGGCUGUUUGGGGAAACUGACUAUGAUGCUUUCCAGCGUUUAAGAAAAAUAGAGAUUCUCACACCAGAAGUUAACAAGGGCUUAAGGAAUGACCUAAAAGCGGCUCUGGACAAGAUUGACCAGCAGUACUUGAAUGAAAUCGUGGGUGGUCAGGAACCUGGAGAGGAGGACACACAGAAUGAUCUGAAGGUUCACGAGGAAAACACCACCAUUGAGGAGUUAGAGGCACUGGGGGAGUCCUUAGGGAAAGGUGACGAUCACAAGGACAUGGACAUCAUCACCAAGUUCCUGAAGUUUCUUCUUGGUGUUUGGGCUAAAGAAUUGAAUUCCAGAGAGGAUUACGUGAAACGCAGCGUGCAGGGCAAACUGAACAGUGCUACCCAGAAGCAGACCGAGUCCUACCUCAGACCACUUUUCAGAAAGCUCCGGAAAAGGAAUCUUCCUGCUGAUAUUAAAGAAUCAAUAACAGAUAUUAUUAAGUUCAUGCUACAGAGAGAGUACGUGAAGGCGAAUGACGCUUACCUUCAGAUGGCCAUUGGCAAUGCUCCCUGGCCUAUUGGUGUCACUAUGGUCGGCAUCCACGCCAGAACUGGCAGGGAAAAGAUUUUUUCCAAGCAUGUUGCCCAUGUCUUAAAUGAUGAAACCCAACGAAAAUACAUUCAGGGACUGAAGAGGUUAAUGACAAUCUGCCAGAAGCACUUUCCUACAGACCCGUCCAAGUGUGUGGAGUACAAUGCACUGUAAGGUGCUGUAAAGUCUGAGCACGGUGUGUAACAGGCGCCUCUCCGCGGCCCGCAGCCCACAGCCCUUAGCCCUCUGACUUCCAGCCUUACCAUGGCGACGAGGGAGGAGCUGCAGGGUGCCGCUCCACCGGGUGCACUUCCUGUUAACUUCAAAAACUGGGGUGCCUUUCACAUGGUAUUGGACUGCAAACUAAUUUUCGUGUCUUGAUUUAAUUUUAAUCAGUUGAAAAUUAAGUUCUAAAAAUGUUAUCUGGGUUUUUUUUUUUUCCUUUGGAACAAUUUCAAACUUUAUUGUCAAGAUAGCAGAAGCUUAGUUCACAAGAAUCAGCAGUAGUUGGUGAUCUACUUGCAAACACCUUUUUUUUUUUUUUUUUGGUGCAUUUCUCUCUACACCAUCAUGAGAGAGGAAGACCAGCAAAGAGUAGCAAAGUGAACUGACACCACACAGGGCUGCCCACCGUCUACUGGGCUAUAUUUAUACCCUUUCCAAAUAUCGUGCUUUCUCUCAAAUGUCUGCUCUAGCAAAGUAUCAUAUGACUUCUUUCCAGGCAGCUUACAGGAAAACACCAUGUGUCUGUUCUUAGCAAAAUAUACCCCCACCUCUUUGCUUCAGCAAAAAUAUACUCUUAUAAGACAGCUUCCAGAAAAACAUCUCAAGUCACAACCAAGUCUCCAAAAAUCCAAAAUUUCUACUUUAGAAGCUUUUAUGUGGCAUUUAAGAAAUGUUGAUUUUCAAAUACCUUUCACUGAGCUUCAAGGAGUCAAUAUGUCUCUAUUUUAGAAUACAGAAUUUACAUUCAUACAAUGGUAUUUUCACAAAUAUAUCCUUUAGGAAUUUUUCUGUCUCUUUGUCUUUGUCCAUGUCUUUGUCUCUACCCUCCAUAUUUCUCUGUUUCUCUGUAUCUGUCUGUUUUUCAGUUUGCCUUUGUCUUAACUGUCUCUCUCUUCUGUGCGUGUGUGCAUGUGUGUGUGUGUGUUCCUCAUUUUGUCACGAAAUCUUUUUUGUUCAUGUUCACCCUGACCAUUAGAGUAGAAUUUGUUGCCACUGCACAUGAUCAGAAAGACUACAUGUAGAUCACUGAAGCUAAGAGAAACAAUCAUGAUUUAGUGAACCACACCUCUGAGUAUAGUUGACAGCCUGACAUUGGGAUAUGGACAACAAUCUAGGCACGCUCAAUUGAAACAAUUCUACAACAUAAGCCCACUUACUGACACUUUUUUUUUGUGCUUUUUUUUUUCAAAAACAUACUUCAUAUUUCCUCUUUUAUUAUAUAAAUAUCGGUUUAACUUUUUACUGUAAGAAUAUAAAUGUUUUAAGAGGAUCUUUGUUAUCAUUUAUACAAAUUCACAAACAGUACAAUUAAUUGAUAAAGGCCUCUGGGUUUCUCCAUGGUCUCUCAUGUUGCUGUGAAGGACUCUUGAGGCAGGGCAGCUGCGUGAUGCGCACCAGGCCACGAUUGGUGAUCCUAGUGCAGCCGUACAGGUCUAUGCCUGUGAGCUGGCUCAGGUGCUCAGCGAUCAGCUCCAGUCCCUUGUCUGUGAUGCGCACACACUGUCCAAUGUUGAGCGUGCGCAGCCCGUGCAUCUGCCGCACCAUGCGGUUGAUGCCAUCGUCACUGAUAUGGCAAGAGCAAAGAGAGAGGGACUUGAGGCCGUCCAGUCCCUGGGCUAUGUAAGCCAGGCUCUGAUCUCCCACCUUGUCACAGAAUGACACAUCCAGACCGGAGAGGUGCAGGCUGCCCAUGGCCAAAUGCAUGAUGCCGGUGUCGCUGAUGUUGUCGCAGGAGCGCAGGUUAAGGCUGCGCAGGCUGCCCAUGUGCGACAGGUGCAGAAGGCCCGCGUCCGAGAUCCGGCCACAGAAGCUGAGGUUGAGGAGCCUGAGGCCCGUCAGCCCUCGCGAGAUGUGCUUCAGAGAAAGAUCCGUGAGUUUCUGGCAGUCCUGUAGAGCGAGCUGUUCCAGGCCCAGGCAGCCCUCGGCAGCGCUGCGCGUCAUGCCGGCCAGGUGCCCGAUGCCCACGUCCGAGAGAUGGCGGCAGCUGCGGAGGUUAAGGCUCUUGAGGCGCUGCAGCCCCCAGGCGAUGAACAGAAGACCGGUGUUGGUGAUGUUGCUGCAGCGCCCCCAGCUCCAGCACCUCCAGGCCCUUGAGGUACUGGGCUAUGCGGCCCAGGCUGCUGUCUGUGAUCUGCUUGCAGAGGCUCAAAUUGAGAGCGUGCAGCGAGCCGAUCUGCACGAACGCGUGGCCCAGGCCGUUAUCGGUGAAGUUGUAGCAGCGGCUGAGGUUGAGGCUCUCGAUGUUCGCUAUGCCCUGGAUCACGUAGCUGAGGCUGCGGCGGAAGCUGAGGAUCUGCACGCGGCGGAUGCCCCGGCCUGAAGGCUGGGGAACACCAACGGGUUCGACGGGCCCAAGUGCAGCUUGGCCUCCACGCCCGGCCACACUGACUUGUGGUAGGCGGCGUCCCGCCAGGCCGUGCACACCUGCCCCGCGCGACCCUAGUCUCGGACGUCCAAGUAGCCGAAGAUCAUGGCCAGCAGCUCCGGGAACAGGCACGAGAUGUGGGUCUCCAUCUUCCUCCCCGCCCCGGGAGGCGCGGAGAGCGGGCCAUCGCGGGCCAACCUUAUCUGGGUUUUAAAUGUGGAGACAACAAUACCACAGGAAAGGGGAUUUGGGAUGACCAUUCUCAAGAUCCAAAAUGUGUCAUUGGAUACCUAGAAGCAUUUGAGGGUGUCUUCGAACUGUUUGUAAAUUGUGAUUUGCACAUUUUUCUAUGUGGUAUUUAUAGAAAAUAUUUUUUGUAUUUCAACAAAAGUGUGGGACCACUGACUGCUCCUUCACAGUUCUUAUGUUCGUGGACUCUUCGCUGUCUUUCAGUAGGUGUAAUGGUACCGAUAAGUGUUAUUUUUCUUGGGUUUCAGACUUGCUUUUCUUUCUACAGAGCACGUCUGUCACCUUGCUGGACAGACAGAAUUAAGGAGAUAGAAGGUUGAAAGUGUCCCAGCGUAAGUUCAGAACACCAGUGCAUCGAGGCCAGGGGGAAGAAGUGGGCCGUGGGCCAGCAAGAGCAGCAGCCUGGUGCCUGGAUCCGGAGAGUUUCUGGCUGCACUGUGCCUCACUCAGUCCUCACUUGCCUUACAAAAUGAGGACUUGCUCUGGGUCUUACAGAGUGGAGCUUUGAGCACCAUGACCACUCCGUCCCGCGGUGCUGAGAGAUCUGGACUAACACAGUGAUCUGUGCAGAUGGGCUGUUACCCCACCAGUUGGAUGCGUCAGAGAAGGAAGAGCGGGUGGGCCACAUCAGGACUGACGGCUCCCCAGCUCCGUGCUCUAACUCAGUCACCGGCAAGUUCCAUCUUGCUGAGCCUUGGCUCCCUUAUCUGACAGUGAUGAGAGUCCGCUCUCACAUGGGUAUUGUGUGGUGAUGGAUGCUGACCACUGCCUAGCGGGUGACAAGAGGGCACUAUUACCGCUCGUUACAGUGUAGACCACGGCCUUUCUGGGGCCCUGCGGCUACAAGUGCAGAGAGCAGGGCCUGGAGGCUGCUGUGGACCGUCCAGAGUCAGAGUUGUUUAUGUUGGCCCCUCGUGAGAAAGAGUAGAAGCCACUUUAGCUACUUGGGGUCCAGUGUGGGCAUGGAUAGCAUAGCCUCUCCAGUUAUUUGCCAAUGGCGGCUGUCUUGGGUUGAAUCAGUGUUCCCUGCACUACAGCUGAAGCCUUUUCUUAGGAUUAAGUCAUGUAGAACUUAGGGGUUAUUUGGCAGAGGAAACUUUCGUAAGAUGUUCAGCAAGUCCCUCCUGUGGCAUGAAGUUUUGUCAUGAGGGUCUUCUUUAUAAAUCCUAUUGAAAUGGCCAACUCACUCACUCUUCAUCCACUCCUGGGCCACACAGCAUGGGAAGUCACUUUAUGCUGUCUCCCUUCUCUUGAUAAUAUCCAUGUGAAGAAGAAACUGUAUCCUGAUAUCUGCAUUCCCUAACACUGAUCUGUGUGCGCUGGGCUUUUGUUCUGUUCUUUUCCCUGGUUGGUUUGUGUUUGAGCUUAUUUUGUGUGCAGAGGGAGUGUAUGUUCUAUAGGACUGACCUUAGUCAUUCUCAGGUCGGGUGGAGAAGCAUGGUACUAUGUGGCUCUCUCGGUCAAGUUUUUCAUAACCGAAAUUAAAAAGCUGUGUACAAAUUAAAGAAGCUGUAUGGAAACUGCUAGGACAUGUUGAAAAUGAUCUUUCCUUCAAGCCAUGGACAUUUACUUCUGCAUAGACUAUAUAUUUUAAAACAAUAAAGACAUAACUUUCCUUUUAAA
This is a messenger RNA of Rattus norvegicus (Norway rat), 6334 nucleotides long. RefSeq names its product pre-mRNA processing factor 18 (gene Prpf18). NCBI's taxonomy places the organism in Eukaryota, Metazoa, Chordata, Mammalia, Rodentia, Muridae. The record is from RefSeq and is a predicted model, not a curated record. Gene Ontology annotation, cellular component: nuclear speck; spliceosomal complex. Gene Ontology annotation, biological process: RNA splicing.